CGUGUUGUCUCACACCCCCCUCCUCCUCCUUCUCCUCCCCCUCCUCCCGAUGUGGCCUUAACAGCAAACUGGAAGGCCGGUUUAUUUCAUAGGGCCAUAUUACAACCACCAAGCCUCGGCAGACGCCAGGGUGGCUCUCCCACGGGCGAGGAAGAGGAAGGCGAGGCUGGGGGAUCCCAAGGCAAGGCGAGGGAAGGCGAACUCCGCGGAUGGUCUUGGCUGCGCCGAGGCAUUGUUCGCUGCUGCCUCUCGGUUACGUUUAAAGGCUGAAAUAUCACGAGAUCCACUCAAUGAUCCUUUUCUAAUUCGAGGGACAAAAUGUAAUUUGCCGUAGCUCUGCUUCCUCGGAUGGGAAGGCUAUCCCCGGGUUCCAAAGGGAAGAGCUAGGCACCGCGGUUCGCACACACAUGGAUUAAGUUGAACAGCGGCGGCUACAUCUGCACUGGGAGCAACAGUAGUCCAGGGCUGACUUUUCAAAUCUCAGCCCUCCGAGUUAGAGGCUCCCUUGAAUAGACUUCCUCCAUUCCCGGAUGCACUUCUCCAAAUUCCCACUUCUCUCUAGAAUUCCAGCGAAACUGGGGGCUCGCCUGUAUUUCGCUUUGACGUGCAAACCCGCGGUUUUUACAGAGUGAUUAUGCGCUUUCUUUUAGCUCUACCUGACGGGGUAACACGAACUCCACGCACCAUCUUGCCAAUACACGGAGUGGAUAUUGACGUUUGGGAUUGAAGAUUUUUUUUUUUUUAAUUAUAUUAUUAUUAUUUUCUUCGUCGAUUUUUUUCCCCCUCCAAGUCCCAGAAAUAUGAGCUGUCUCAUUCAUCUCUCGGAUAUGUGUCUUUCUGGAUGUGCGGCGAUACCCAAACGUGCUCGUGUUCGUACCCAGCGGAGCACUGGAGGCACGGCGGAGGUUGGCGAUUUCUUUUUUCGCGGCGCCUAACGUGCAACCCGGGAGGAGCAUCCACACACACACACCCCCCCCCGGUGCCACGGGAGAGGCGUGCGGCCAUCGCGACAUUGGCGAACCCCCCCGGUCCUGACACUCGACUCGUUUCACGUCCCUAAGAAGAGGUUAAACCUCCAUGCUGCUUCUUCAAAUUGAUUUUAAGGGGCUGCUCUCAAUGGAACAUCAAAAAGCUGCGGCAGGGCUACUCCGGGCGGAAUAUGCGAGCUGCGAGGCAGCAGCAUCCUAGCCCCUCGCAAUACCCUACAUUGUGUGUGCCAGCACUUUUUUGUUAUUACGUAAAGGCUCCUGGAAGCACCUUGGAUAUUUUGCAUUCUCCUUUCUCUGCUGGAAGCAAUCAGCACGCAGGAAUCCUGACGUGGGCUUCGGGACGAUAGGACAUUCCAGCUCGGGAUCCAGCCCGGUUAAUCGUGAAAAGUGUAUACAUUUCUGGCUUAUCUAUGCUUUGUUAUGGGUCUGACGUGAGCCCACGUCCUCCUCCCCCCUCCCGCAAUAUUACAGGCAGAAUUUCAGCUAAAAGUGUUACAGUCUCACGGUGCGGGAACCCGUGAUAUUCAGACAGCAAAAUAACCUUAGUCCCAGCCUGUAAAAAAAAAAAAAAAAAAAAAGCUAAUUAAGCCGAAGAGGAAAAUCAAGAGAAACUCGAAAAUGUAAGUAUUCCCUCUCGCUAACAGCCGAGCAUUUAACUUUGGAGCCUCAACAAGGGAAAUACCGGGCUGCUCGGCACGUUUUCGCUAAGCUUCGUUCUCCACACAAUGCAGAAUAAAACGCUGGUUUAAAGCGGCCACGUUACCGAAGGAUUUUCCACCGCUACUGGCAGACUUACGUCCUUUAAAAUCACGGCAUGCACAAAAGAGCAACGUUUGUCCAAAAUAGGCUAAAAAUACACGGAACGAGAGGGGGGAAAAGCGUACAAAUCCUUCCUCGGAAGCUAGCGACAAGGAAGUCGGAGAGGUCUGAGUGUGUUUGAGCUCGGAUUGUUUAAUAGAAAGAUUUAUAUACUAACUGUAUUAUUUACUUUGGGAGGGGAGGUGGCAGUAUAAGGGUAUGCUAAUUAGUGGGAGAUUUUUUGGGGGAAGGGGUGGAAUAUCAAUUUUUAUUGCAUCACCUGUCAGGAGUGUCCAAUCAGCGUUGGCUUUAGGGGAAUUAAUUGAUGAAGGUGUCUCCGGACGAGCUCACUUCACUCUGUCAUUUUAUUUGUAGCUAAAGCAGCGGCGGGAAUAGCAGCUGCAUUUCUUUUCUCUUCCUCCCUUCACAUUCCAUUAUCAUAGUUUCCAAUGGAAAAGCAGGGAAUGAAAGGGAACAGGUACUGAUCUUCAACAGCAACUUAGAGAAACACUUUGGCAAACCUGAUUUUUAAGAUUAUCUAUUGAUUGUAGCCUCACGGUAUUUUUAUUUUUUUAUUUAUUUUUUUUUCAAUUUUGUCUAAAGUUUGGCACUUCAUUCACCAGGAAUAACAGCCUUUGUUAUAUUUUAUUAGCAGGAUGCCUUGAGACAAAUACAGCAUCUGGCUGAGGAUUGUGUGUGUGUGGCUUUUUCUUUUUUUUUUUUGGUCCUUUUUUUUUUUCCUUUUUUUUUUUUUUUUCCUCCACCUCUCUCUCACUCUCUGCAAAUGCUGGGAAUAAUUUAAUUCACGAAAUGGGAGACCUGAAGUCGGGUUUUGAAGAGGUGGAUGGCGUGAGGCUCGGCUACCUCAUCAUUAAAGGAAAGCAAAUGUUUGCACUCUCCCAGGUUUUUACAGACCUGCUCAAAAACAUCCCGCGAACUACCGUGCACAAGCGAAUGGAUCAUUUAAAAGUAAAAAAGCAUCACUGCGACCUGGAGGAGUUGAGGAAACUCAAAGCCAUCAACUCCAUCGCUUUCCACGCCGCCAAAUGCACCCUGAUCUCCAGAGAGGACGUGGAAGCCCUGUACACAUCCUGCAAGACCGAACGGGUCCUUAAGACGAAACGGAGGAAAAUCAGCCGGGCGCUGGCAGCCACCGACCUCCGGCCAGAGCUCGCACCCACCGACCCCUUCUCCGGCUUCUGGAAGGAGAACAAACUUUGGCUGGGCCUGCGGGACCCUCCCCGGCCCCUGCUGCCCGUCAGGAGGAAAGCUUUGCGUCCGGGGGACACAGCCUUGCUACCGGCCUCUCAUCUACCUCACAUUUUUAGUAAAUACACUGGCCACAGCUACCCAGAAAUCGCUCGGGCGCCUUGCAAACCCCCCGUAAACUAUGAAACAACGCCGCCGGCGGGCAGCUGCGCGCCCCUCCGCGCUCGCCGCCCGCCCGCCGCCCGCCCCCCGCCUGCCGCCGCGCCGCGGCCGCGGCUCCCGGCCGCCGGCCCCCCGCCCCUGCCCGCCCGCUGCCGCCGCCGCCGCCUCCUCCACGGGGCGGCCGCUGCCGCCGCUGCCGCCGCUGCUGCCGCCGCGCUGGGCCCCCCCGGCGGCGCCCGCCGGGCCCUAGCCGCGCCGCGGCCCUGCCGGCCCCGCGGCGGCCCGCGGCUGCCGCUGCUCCGCGGCUUCGGGCCGCCGCCGCCCGCCUUCCCCGAGAGCGGCAGCAGCGACUCGGAGUCCAGCUGCUGCUCCGGCCGCGCCGCGCACGACUCGGACUGCGGCUCCAGCCUCUCCAGCUCCAGCGAGGGCAGCUCGGAGGAGGAGGACGAGGAGGAAGAGGAGGACGAGGAGGGCAGCGGCGCCACGGACUCCAGCGAGGGCAGCUCGGAGGAGGAGGAGGAGGAAGAGGAGGAGGAAGAGGAGGAGGAGGAGGAGGACAGCACCUCGGACUCCGACUCCAGCUCGGUCUCCAGCCAGGUCUCGGUGCAGAGCAUCCGCUUCAGGCGCACCAGCUUUUGCAGCCCGCCUGGCGUGGUCCACGCCAACUUCUUGUACCAUCUGGCGGCCGCCACCGCCCCCCGGCCCCCGGCCCCGGCCCCGGCGGAGCCCGGCGGGCUGCCCGCCCUCCGCGGCUCUCCCGGCGGAGUCAAGCCGGAGCUGCCGGAGGAGUGGGGCCGCCCCGGCUGGGCUCCCGCCGCCCCGGCGCUGCGCUGCUCCGGCGGCCUAGGGAGCUGCUUCGCGGAGAUAAGAGAUGAUAGGGUAUCCGAGAUCACAUUCCCACACUCUGAAUUUUCCAAUAAUGCCAAGAGUACUGACCUAACAAUUAACUGUGUUGCAAAGGGGGCCUCUUCACCUAGCCCAAAGACAAACAAUGCAUUUCCACAACAAAGAAUACUCAGAGAGGCAAGGAAAUGCCUUCAAGCAACUACUACACACCGUGCAGAUAACAAUACAAUAGCUGCUAGGUUCUUAAAUAAUGAUUCUUCAUCAGCGGCAGCAAAUUCAGAGAAAGAUUCCAAAAUCCCUCAUUGUAUUGAAUUUGCCACGGAUUUGCCCUCUUUACAAACGGCUCCUGAGGAGGAUGCUGCUUCUCCAGGGGCAGCAGCAGCAGCCGCAGCUGAGCUCCAGUGCACUGAUACAGGCAAUAAGGCAUUGCCAUUCCUGCACAGCAUUAAAAUCAAAAUAGAGGACAGCAGUGCGAACGACGAGUAUGAGCCCGAUCUUACAACACAUAAGCUAAAGUGUGAGUGCAAUGAUACUAAGGAUGAGUUGUACGGUGUGACUGAGGGUAAUAACCAGGACGCUUUAUUAACAGCCAAGGAAGAUUCUGCAUGCACUGAGAAAGAAACCACUUCCUUAAACCCACUGACUCAGAGUCAGGUCCUCUCAUGCACUUUAGGUACUCCAAAACCUGAGGAUGGGGAGUAUAAAUUUGGAGCAAGGGUGAGAAAAAAUUACAGGACACUGGUUUUGGGAAAGCGACCUGUACUGCAGACUCCUCCAGUCAAACCAAAUUUGAAAUCAGCUCGAAGCCCACGUCCUACAGGUAAACCCGAGACACAUGAAGGAACACUGGAUGAUUUUACAGUUAACAAUAGACGCAAAAGGGUAGCCAGCAAUGUAGCAUCAGCAGUGAAAAGGCCAUUUAAUUUCAUGGCAAAUUUUCCCUGUCCACCAUCACUAAUUAUUGGCAAGGAUGGGGAUUUGUUGCCAGCUUAUUCCUUAAACACCACUAAGGAUUCCCAACCACCUCACAAGGCCCAUCCUGUAUGGAAAUGGCAGCUGGGCGGUUCUGCAAUACCUCUUCCACCUAGCCACAAAUUCAGGAAAUUUAAUUAAUAAAAUAGUUUGGAAAAUA
This is a messenger RNA of Strigops habroptila (Kakapo), 5136 nucleotides long. RefSeq names its product SKI/DACH domain containing 1 (gene SKIDA1). The record is from RefSeq and is a predicted model, not a curated record. The coding region runs from base 2598 to 5117 and encodes 839 amino acids. NCBI's taxonomy places the organism in Eukaryota, Metazoa, Chordata, Aves, Psittaciformes, Psittacidae. The transcript has 2 exons.